Cryptococcus wingfieldii CBS 7118 is the source of this 333-nucleotide messenger RNA. RefSeq lists its product as hypothetical. The record is from RefSeq and is a predicted model, not a curated record. NCBI's taxonomy places the organism in Eukaryota, Fungi, Basidiomycota, Tremellomycetes, Tremellales, Cryptococcaceae. The transcript has 2 exons. Bases 1 to 333 code for a protein of 110 amino acids.
AUGUCUGAGCAGGAACAGCAAACUCAACAACAGACUCAACAAGAACAGGGCGGCGGCGAGCUUCAGCGAUCUGCCAUGGGCCCCCCUCCCUCUCCCAAGCGCGACCCCAAAACCUCCAAAGCCCCCACCCAGCGCGACGCCGCCCUCGGCCCCCUCCGCUCCCACCGAACGCCCCUUCCCAACGAGAUGGCCGAGCUCACCCCCGAGGAGCAGCCAGGCGGCGGGAGCAAGGGCGAUGAACACUCUCUGAGCAUCAAUAUUUCGUUGGACUUGCUUGUGGAGGUGCAUUUGACGGCGAGGGUGAAGGGUGAUGUUACUAUUGGGUUGUUGUAG